CGGCGCGGGGAGGGGUGCGGGGAGGGGGAGCGGCGGCCAGGCCGGGCAUGGCGUCGAUGGCGGCGGCGAUCGCGGCCUCGCGCUCUGCGGUCAUGAGCGGGAACCGGCCUCUGGACGACCGGGAGCGGAAGCGCUUCACCUACUUCUCGUCGCUGAGCCCCAUGGCCAGGAAGAUCAUGCAGGACAAGGAGAAGAUCCGCGAGAAGUACGGGCCCGAGUGGGCGCGGCUGCCGCCCGCGCAGCAGGACGAGAUCAUCGACCGGUGCCUGGUGGGGCCGGGCGCCCCCGCGACCCGCGACCCGGGGGACUCGGGGGACUCCGAGGACCUGGCGCGCUUCCCCGGCCUGCGCGGGCCCACGGGCCAGAAGGUGGUGCGCUUCGGGGACGAGGACAUAACUUGGCAAGAUGAGCACUCUGCCCCCUUCUCCUGGGAAACGAGGAGUCAGAUGGAGUUCAGCGUCUGUUCCUUAUCCAUCCAAGAGCCGGCCAGCGGCACGGCCAGUGAGCCGAGACAGCUGUCGAAAGCCUCCCAGGGCUCACAGGCCCUCCGGUCCUCCCAGGGCGGCAAGUCCUCCAGCCUGGACGCCCUGGGUCCUGCCCGGAAGGAGGAGGAAGCUUCCUUCUGGAAGAUCAACGCAGAGCGGUCCCGGGGAGAGGGGCCUGAGGCUGAGUUCCAGUCGCUGACGCCCAGCCAGAUCAAGUCCAUGGAGAAAGGUGAAAAGGUCCUGCCUGCCUGUUACCGGCAGGAUCCCGCCCUGAAGGACAGGGAGACCAAGGGGGAGAGGCCCGGCAACGUCCACCAGGAGCAGCGCGUCGUUCCCUGUGUCAGCGUCGAGCACGAGAGACCCCAGCCUGUCCAGGCCUGCGCCAGCACGGGAAAGGAAGCCAUCCCGUCCGAGCCCGUGGCGAAGCUGCCUUCUCCUGAGGACCAGCAGGACGACGUGGACGACGUGGAGGAUGGGCUGUUUUCAGAACCCAUGCCGACUCAGGUCACUUCAAGUAAUGUUGUCUUGAAGACAGGAUUCGAUUUUCUGGACAACUGGUAAAGUGUAUUAGACCAAAAUAAUAAUAAUAACAAUAAAACCAAGAACCCCUGAA
This is a messenger RNA of Lontra canadensis (Northern American river otter), 1098 nucleotides long. It is a transcript of the gene CUNH1orf198, whose product is annotated as chromosome unknown C1orf198 homolog. The transcript is spliced from 4 exons. Lineage: Eukaryota; Metazoa; Chordata; Mammalia; Carnivora; Mustelidae. The coding region runs from base 48 to 1046 and encodes 332 amino acids. The record is from RefSeq and is a predicted model, not a curated record.